Messenger RNA from Colletotrichum siamense, 1401 nucleotides. It is a transcript of the gene ATG14, whose product is annotated as Autophagy-related protein 14. Gene Ontology annotation, biological process: SNARE complex assembly. The transcript has 2 exons. The record is from RefSeq and is a predicted model, not a curated record. Gene Ontology annotation, molecular function: SNARE binding. The coding region runs from base 1 to 1401 and encodes 466 amino acids. Lineage: Eukaryota; Fungi; Ascomycota; Sordariomycetes; Glomerellales; Glomerellaceae. Gene Ontology annotation, cellular component: endosome; lytic vacuole.
AUGAACUGCGACAUUUGCCAAAGACCGCAUCAUCCCCAGCAGCGGCCCUUUCUCUGCGCUGUCGAUGCGCGCAACCGCUGCUAUGAAGGCCGUAUGAGGAAUCUUCAGGCGUUGAUGGAGAAUGAGUCUCUCCAGCAGCAGAUCAACGACUUGCUGGCCCAGACUGGCCCGGCUAGCUCUUCAACUUCCGCCGUCGCUAUUGAAGCCUCAGUAUCUGACCAGAAGAAAGCCGAGGACAGGACCGCUCAGAUCAUCGCGCAAGCCGACAAGCUGAAGCGGGAAAUCGCUGCUGCCAAGAAGGAAAUCGCUGACCGAAAAGCUGCUUUGUCGCGCCGCAAGUCGGAUCUGACAUCUGCCUCUGAUGGUACUGAGGCCCGGAGAUCCAGACAGUUGGAUGAGACUGAGCGCUCGAUCUCGGUAACCAAGUACAAAUGGAACCGCAGCGCCGAUAACAUGGCGACUACUCGAGCCUUUCUGUGCAUGGAGGCUGCCAAGUUGUAUGGACUUCGCCGAAUCAAGAAAGGGUCCUCAGCUCGAUAUGAGUAUAAGAUUGGUGGGGUUGAUGUCAUAGAUCUUUCAUCUAUGAAUGCCGUGUCUCCCGAGACAUUGUCCACAUCACUUGCCAACCUGGCCCAUAUUGUCGUACUGACGUCGCAUUAUCUCUCGAUCCGCCUGCCCGCAGAGAUCACUCUUCCGCAUCGGGACUAUCCUCGUCCCACGAUCUUCAACCUCGCUUCCUCCUAUCAGCACGGCGAUGUCCCAUUUCCUGGUUCCUCUGUCAUCCCCAACCUAACCUCAGAUGAUCGAGACAGCCAGCCUCAUUAUGUCCCGCGACCUCGGCCACUUUAUGUCGAUAAAGCCCUUCCCACUCUCGCAAAAGAAGACUCCGUCACGCAUUCGCUCUUCCUCGAGGGCGUCACCCUGCUUGCAUACGACAUCGCCUGGGCCUGCUCCACACAGGGUGUCUCUGUCGGUGAUCGCAACUCGUUCGACGACGUCUGCCACAUGGGUCGCAACUUGUACAAUCUGCUCAUCGGCCAACAGCUGCAUAGUACUCAGACAGGUCGCAUCUACCCUCCGGUGUCUUCGUCGCCCGCAACAAAGCACGACAAUCCAGAGCAAGAAGAAAUCGGAAAGGCGUCGUCUUGGAUGGGACGCUAUUCCCAUGGCACAACUCACACGUUCCUCGGAGGCGCGGAGGGUUCCGAUUUCAUCCGCAGCUUCAAGCUUCCCAGCCCCUUGAAGCUUGCCGAUAAGCUGAAGAAGAAGCUUCUGAGUGAGGUGGCAGUGCCGGAAUGGGAGGUUUUGGAGGAUGAUGCCUGGGCCCUGGACGAUACCGAAAGUGCGCAGAAUCGGACAGGUGGUGGAACGAAUGGAUGGACGAAGCUGAAGAACAGGUAA